This is a messenger RNA of Cynocephalus volans (Philippine flying lemur), 1997 nucleotides long. RefSeq names its product cytidine and dCMP deaminase domain containing 1 (gene CDADC1). Gene Ontology annotation, cellular component: cytoplasm. The record is from RefSeq and is a predicted model, not a curated record. Gene Ontology annotation, molecular function: hydrolase activity; zinc ion binding. NCBI's taxonomy places the organism in Eukaryota, Metazoa, Chordata, Mammalia, Dermoptera, Cynocephalidae. Bases 83 to 1579 code for a protein of 498 amino acids. The transcript is spliced from 9 exons.
AGGCGGGAGAGGCGACAGCUGGGGCCAAGAUCAUGCCUGACAGGGAGAGGUUUCCCGGGCGGCAGAGGACGCUAGGCUUGGGAUGAAAGAAGCAGGGCAGAUGCAAAAUCUGGAGAGCGCGGGGGCCGGGCGGUCAGUCAGCACGCAGACUGGCAGCAUGACCGGUCAGAUACCAAGGCUUUCUAAAGUCAACCUUUUCACUCUGCUGAGUCUCUGGAUGGAGCUCUUCCCAGCAGUAGAAGCCCAGAGGCAAAAACCUCAGGUGAAGAGAACUGGUCUUGUGGUGGUGAAAAAUAUGAAAAUUGUUGGUCUGCACUGUUCUAGUGAAGAUUUACAUGCUGGGCAAAUUGCUCUUAUUAAACAUGGGUCAAGGCUGAAAAACUGUGAUCUUUAUUUUUCAAGAAAACCAUGUUCUGCUUGUUUGAAAAUGAUUGUAAAUGCUGGAGUUAACCGAAUUUCAUAUUGGCCUGCUGAUCCAGAAAUAAGUUUGCUUACUGAGGCUUCUAGUUCUGAAGAUGCAAAGUUAGAUGCCAAAGCAGUGGAAAGAUUGAAGUCAAACAGUCGGGCCCAUGUGUGUGUCUUACUUCAACCUCUGGUGUGUUAUAUGGUGCAGUUUGUAGAGGAGACCUCUUACAAAUGUGACUUUAUUCAAAAAAUUACAAAAACAUUGCCGGAUGCUAACAUUGACUUUUAUUCUGAAUGUAAACAAGAAAGAAUAAAAGAAUAUGAAAUGUUAUUUUUGAUUUCAAAUGAAGAAAUACAUAAGCAAAUUCUGAUGACUAUAGGUUUGGAGAACCUGUGUGAAAAUCCAUACUUUAGCAAUCUAAGGCAAAACAUGAAAGACCUUAUCCUACUUUUGGCCACAGUAGCUUCCAGUGUGCCCAACUUUAAACACUUCGGAUUUUAUUGUAGCAAUCCAGAACAGAUUAAUGAAAUUCACAAUCAAAGUUUGCCACAAGAAAUUGCAAGGCACUGCAUGGUUCAGGCCAGGUUACUGGCCUAUCGAACUGAGGAUCAUAAAACAGGAGUUGGAGCAGUUAUUUGGGCAGAAGGGAAAUCUAGAAGUUGUGAUGGAACAGGCGCUAUGUACUUCAUAGGAUGUGGUUAUAAUGCUUUUCCUGUUGGAUCUGAGUAUGCUGACUUCCCACACAUGGACGACAAGCAGAAGGACAGAGAAAUAAGGAAAUUCAGAUACAUCAUACACGCAGAACAGAAUGCCUUGACAUUUAGGUGUCAGGAAAUAAAACCAGAAGAAAGAAGCAUGAUUUUUGUGACAAAGUGCCCUUGUGAUGAGUGUGUACCUUUAAUUAAAGGUGCAGGCAUAAAACAAAUCUAUGCAGGGGACGUUGAUGUUGGAAAAAAGAAGGCAGACAUCUCUUACAUGAGAUUUAGGGAACUUGAGGGUGUUAGCAAAUUUACAUGGCAGCUGAAUCAAUCAGGAGCUUAUGGUCUGGAACAAAAUGAGCCUGAAAGGAGAGAAAACGGUGUGCUGACACCCACCCCUCUGUGCGAAGAACAGCACCAGAACAAGAAGCUGUGUCUUGGAAACUACAAAGAAGUCCGGGCUACGCUGGAGUGAAGGCCUCGAGAAUUUUUUAUUGCACUUUUAAAAUGCAGCCUUGUUAACUCAGAAAGUAAGGAUGGAUUUUGUGAAUAAUUGAGAAAUUUUUUAAAGGAAGCUAAUUUAUUACCAGGAUAUGAAUGAUGUUAAUAAGAAUAUUUUUAUUUUAGAUUUGUAUGUUUCCCAGAAUAUAGUAGUCUUUUCAUUUAUUACACUAAAUGAGGUAGCAAUAACUUAAUGAGACUAAUGUAAUCACCAGUAGGGACUGAUUUUUAUUUAUCUUGACUUUAUACUUGCCAGUUUGAAAGGGGCUGGUUCACUGGAGGUCACACCUCAGCAGGGAAUUAUACAGCUUUGAGAAAUAUUAAUUCCUUUGGAUUACAAGGAAGACAAUCAGUAAACUGCUCCAUGGAAAUAAAUGACAAUCUGGCUAUCU